Molecule: messenger RNA, 2476 nt
Organism: Neocloeon triangulifer
Lineage: Eukaryota; Metazoa; Arthropoda; Insecta; Ephemeroptera; Baetidae
Product: regulator of G-protein signaling 9-binding protein-like
Exons: 7
Coding region: 76-1059 (327 amino acids)
Biological process (GO): G protein-coupled receptor signaling pathway
Cellular component (GO): neuron projection
Source: RefSeq, a predicted model, not a curated record
UGCUCGUGAACGAGGACCACAACUGACCUACGCACCGGGGCCUGGGUGAGGGCUGCGCUUCCAGUGCAGGGCACCAUGUACCGCAACUCGUCGAUGCCUGGCCCGAGCUCCGCCAACCCCAAGAAGGAACGCAAGGCCAGAGGAUGGAGCAUGUUCAACCGAGGAGGCUCCAGUGCUCACGUGACCGACAGCGGGGCAACGGUGCUUUGGUUGCCCUAUUGUUCGCACAAAGACCGAUGCGUCGACAGCACCGAAGCCUGCAAAACCGAGUGUCUCAGGCUGGUGACUGACCUGAACCGCGAGGUUUCUUCGCACCACUCGUUGGCACGCACCCUGGGUGGAAGUGGCGACAACAGCCAGUUGAGGGACGAACUGAAAAGGACGAGAAAAAGGGCGCAAGAACUGACCAAGCAGGCGAGACUCAAGCUGAUGCCCGCUCUGAGCGACUCAAAGUUGAAUGAAAAGGACAGAGCGGAGAUAGAAAGAUUAUGGUACCUCUACUGCUGUUGCGUUUGUAUUUUAGAGGGCGACAUGCAGCGUUCGCUGAGUUUGUUGCGGCUGUUUUCUCUGAGCGGAGCGCCGGCUGGCUUCAUCAACACGGGUCUUCACGAGUUUGGCGGCAUCUGUGCGGUGCUGCACCACAAACCGGUGGCCACGGUGGCCGCUGUGGCCGCCAUGGGUGGAUUCCGGCCGCCUACGGAACUCAACGCACCUCAAGACAAGACGGCGUUGGAAACAGCCGAACUUAACCAACUUCACAAAGAAAUUGUGGAUUUGCGCGAGGUGGUGCCGGAGUUUCAAAAGGGCGACCACAGCGUGAUCGACAUGAAAGAGUGGCAGCAACACAUGGAGCAGCAGAACGCCGCCCAAAACAACGGCAAGACCAAAGAUGGCUCGGAAAACAACGAGCAGUCUUUGGAAGAAGAGUGCCAGGUGGGAAUUGAAGGCGAAGGGAUGAGUCUGCAGCAGCGGCGGUUCAUUUGUUAUCUGCUAGUGGGCCUAGUCAGCGUUCUCGCCGUGGCCGCCGUCUUGUGCGCCUUGCUGGCUGUGCUGUUCUAGUGGCGGAGGCCCGGGUCACUCCCUUCGUCCCUGUUGGGUUCCCGGGCUGCUCGCCAUCAUUAGACUACUUUUUCCAGUCUUUCAGUCAGCCUCCCUCGACUCUGGGAACCACCACGCACUUUCUUGUUAUCACCGCCGUUUUUCUCUGUACAACUUGUUAAGUGAUGCUGGGACAAAAGUUUCUGACAAUACGACGUGCGAACGGACCUCUAAUGCGGUCGGUCCACGCUGUUAUAAAGGUGUUUUGGCAAGGCGGAAUACGCUCUUUUUUAUUAUUAUAUUAUAGUAGAGGGACUGAAUGUUGCGCUUUUGAAUGGGGAAGGGUAUUAAUGAAAACAUUUAGAAUGUUUAUGGCUUUGUGAUUUAAGCAUUUCUUUUGGUAGAAAUUUGUAGGAGAAUAUAAAAUGACAUUUUAAAAUUGAAUAGUUAAAAUUAUGUUGACGUUGUGCGAAGUUUGGGAAAUUUGUGCUUGAUGCUUUCAUUAGAGAGGCCUUAUACUUGUCCAUGUGGAAUUACUUAAACUUUUGCGCCAUUGCCUUUUCAUUGCGAAAAUAAUUGUAUUAUUUUCUAAGUAAUGGGAGGGAAGCUGACUAAUGUCGUUGCUUGAAAAAUUUAAGGAACUGCAACCAUUUAAUGAAACUUGAAAACUAAACACUCUAGGUGGAUUUCAUGCAAUAAAUUGAAACCGGGCUUAUAAACUUGGGCAAAUGUUUUUCAAGUACAAGUAGAUCCCAUUAUUUGUGGUUGAUCUUAUUAUCAUGCUUUUAUAAUAAUUAUUUUAGUAAUUAAGGUUGAAGUUGAGUUUCAAUUUUUUAAUUGAACGUAUGUUUAUUAUUUUCAAACGUUUUAUGACUUGUGAAAAAAAAAAAAUAAGUAUUUUUGGUAGAAAAUUGUGUCCUGGGAAGAGUUUCGAGUUGUUGUUUCAAAGCAAUGAGUUAAAUAAGUACGUAACUUAUGUAACAUAAUUCAUGCCAAAUUUUAACAAACAAUAUUCAAAAUGGCAAUAUAAUAUUACAUAAAAUUGACUAAUGUAAAGAAUUAAAAAAAGGACUUAGAACGUUGAAAAUUGUGUCACCUCUGGAUGGAUAAUAUGUAAAAUUAGACCUUUUCAAAAUUUCACUAUAAAUAAUAGCCACGAUCAGUUGGCAAAGUGUCUAAUAAUGUAUCAUGCCAUUUUUUUUUUAAUUUAUCAAGCUUUUAAAACAUUUCAUACUGUACUAUAAAAGGCCUAAUAAAGUUAUCUUGCAGAAAAAUGUUAUGUGCUAUAUAGGAGAUACGUCAAAAAAGAUUUGACAUCAACUGUGUCGCACUAAGACAAUGUAAUUAAAUAAUAAUUUAAAGUUGUACGCAUUCUGAAGCAGGUUUAUUAGAAACAUUUAAAAUGGAAAUCCGUGUCUUUCAAUAAAACUGGAUCAAG